UAUGGGAAGGACGUGCUGGUUACAACAAUAACAUUGGAAAAUGGUUCUAAAAAGGAUAUUCCGGACGGUUAUCAUGGGACCUCCGGGCUCCGGGAAGGGCACAGUGUCGGGGCGCAUAGUAAAACGUUUCGGAUUAACGCAUCUUUCAAGUGGGGACCUUUUGAGGGCCAACAUUAAAGCCAAAACAGAGCUGGGUCUUCUGAUGAAGUCAUGCAUCGACCAGGGUCAGCUGGUACCUGAUGACAUAAUCUCCCGUCUCAUCCUAACAGAGAUGAGGAGCAUAGAGCAGAGCAGCUGGCUGCUGGACGGGUACCCCCGCACCUUGGCUCAGGCGGAGACUCUAGACGGCGUGUGCAGUGUGGACAGAGUCAUCAACCUGGACGUUCCUUUCCAGACCAUCAAACAGAGACUGACCUCUCGCUGGCUGCACCUCCCCAGCGGACGCGUCUACAACAUCAACUUCAACCCACCCAAGAUAUCU
Messenger RNA from Coregonus clupeaformis (lake whitefish), 481 nucleotides. Its product is annotated as GTP:AMP phosphotransferase AK3, mitochondrial-like. The annotation marks the transcript as partial. Gene Ontology annotation, molecular function: AMP kinase activity; ATP binding. The record is from RefSeq and is a predicted model, not a curated record. Gene Ontology annotation, cellular component: cytoplasm. Lineage: Eukaryota; Metazoa; Chordata; Actinopteri; Salmoniformes; Salmonidae. The transcript has 3 exons. Gene Ontology annotation, biological process: nucleobase-containing compound metabolic process.